This is a messenger RNA of Prunus armeniaca (apricot), 1122 nucleotides long. Lineage: Eukaryota; Viridiplantae; Streptophyta; Magnoliopsida; Rosales; Rosaceae. The record is from the annotation of a GenBank genome assembly.
AUGAAGACAUCUCGAAUCAGCACCUCCCUCUCACAAGAGCUUCGCUUUGACCUCGUCGCCUUCCUCCGCCUCAACUCUGAGGUCUUCGCCUGGUCUUACAAUGACAUGACUGGCAUAUCACCAGACAUCAAAUCUGUCUGGCAGAAGCGUCGUGCUUAUGACCCAGAGAAGUACGAGGUCAUGAAGGCAGAGGUGGAUAAGUUUAGCAACAUCGAAUUCAUCAAAGAGGUGGACUAUCCCACCUGGCUAGCCAAUGUGGUGAUGGUACGUAAACCAAAGAAAGGCUGGCGUAUGUGUGUAGACUGUACCAACCUCAAUCGGGCUUGUCCAAAGGAUAGCUUCUCUUUACCACGAAUUGACCAGCUUGUUGAUGCCACAACUGGCCACGCCCUAGUUAGCUUCAUGGAUGCUUACUCCGGCAUCUUUGCCCCAAUGAUUGACAACACCAUGGAGGUUUAUGCCGAUGAUAUGCUAGUCAAAAAUCGCACUGCUGACCAGCACAUCUCCAACCUAUCUGCCAUGUUCACUAUCCUGAAGCAGUAUGAAAUGAGGCUCAACCUCACGAAGUAUGCCUUCAGCAUAGCUUCGGGGAAAUUCCUUGACUUCAUGAUCAGCCAGCGGGGUAUUGAAGCUAACCCAGAAAAGAUUCAGGCCAUUUUAGACAUGAAGAUACCCAAGCCGGUCAAGGACAUCCAGAGCCUUACCGAACGCGUAGUAGCCCUAACCAGGUUUAUCUCCAAGGCUACUGAUUGCUGUGCCCCCUUCUUCAAGACACUUAAGGGCAACAAGCGAAACAUCACCUGGAUUGCAGAAUGUGACAAGGCCUUUAACAAACUCAAGGAGUAUAUGAGCCGAGCCCCUUUAUUGUCAACUCCUAAGCCUGGGGACAUCCUCACGAUGUACCUUUCCGUCUUGGCUACCGCAGUUAGCUCAGUGCUCAUCCGCCCCCACGAAGAUGCUGAACAUUCGGUGCACUAUGUUAGCAAGGGAUUGCAAGAUGUCGAGGUUCGAUACCCAAACAUCGAGAAGCUGGCCUUUGCUCUAGAAGUGUCAGCAAGGCGCCUCAGACCAUACUUCCAAGCUUACACCAUCCAUGUCCUAACCAACCAACCACUAAGGUAG